Messenger RNA from Prorocentrum cordatum, 363 nucleotides. The record is from the annotation of a GenBank genome assembly. Lineage: Eukaryota; Dinophyceae; Prorocentrales; Prorocentraceae.
AUGCUCUAUCCAGCUGUGUGGCUGAAGGAGAACAUGCCAGUGGAGCUUUUGCAUUGCAUUCCACGAGCGUCCCAGAAGUCCGGCCGUUCCAUAGGCAUGGCUGUUCGGGACCAGGUGCUGUGGGACGAGCCAUUCCGGGGCAGCUGGUUCAGCGACGUUGUGAGGCAGCACCCAGACUACUGCGAGGAGUUCUGCAGAUCCUUCAAACUGGAGGACGAGAAGGACGAUCAUCUGAUAGGUUUCUAUGAGUUCAUCAAGAGUGUUAGGCCAGAUCUGGCUACACUGGGCAAGGGCAGGAGCAGACAGGGCAAGAGCAGGAGCAAGACUGCGAUGCCAGUGCGGGAGGCGCAGACACUUGUUUGA